Molecule: messenger RNA, 1439 nt
Organism: Pogona vitticeps (central bearded dragon)
Lineage: Eukaryota; Metazoa; Chordata; Lepidosauria; Squamata; Agamidae
Source: RefSeq, a predicted model, not a curated record
GGCAUUUAAGCCAGGCGGCCCGGCGGGCUCCGCACCUUUCCCGCCAGUUUGCUUCGAGGGCGCCUUUCGCGGCUCUCCUCUUCCUCCUCCUCCUACUCCACGAGAGCGUCAGGCAUGGCGGGCGGUUCCACGGGGCCUCUGUCGGGCCACGUCUGCGUGGUGACCGGGGCGUCGCGGGGCAUCGGGAAAGGCAUCGCCCUGCAGCUGUCUGAGGCGGGCGCCACCGUCUACAUCACGGGGCGCAACCGGGAGACGCUGGAGCGGGUAGCGGCCGAGGUGCGGGGCCGAGGCGGGAAGUGCGUGCCCGUGGUCUGCGACUCUUCCCGGGAGGAGGAGGUGGCGGCGCUGUUCGAGCGCAUCCGGAAGGACCAGGACGGGCGCCUGGACGUCUUGGUCAACAACGCCUUCUCGGGAGUCACCGCCAUCACUGACCAAGUGGGCUUGCCCUUCUGGGAGACCCCUACCUCUACCUGGGACCAGAUGAACAACACGGGCCUUCGGGGCCACUACCUGUGCGCAGUCUAUGGUGCCCGCCUCAUGGUACCAGCUGGGCGCGGGCUCAUUGUCAUCAUCUCCUCUACUGGUGGGAUGCGCUACCUCUUCAAUGUUCCUUAUGGUGUGGGCAAAGCGGCCUGUGACCGCAUGGCCGCGGACUGUGCUGUGGAGCUGCGCCCCUAUGGAGUGGCCUGCGUGGCCCUGUGGCCUGGCCUGGUCCGCACUGAGCUUAUAAUGGAGCACGCAGAAAAAAAGUCCACGCCACUGUCCCAGGUUCUAAAUGAAAAAGUGGAUAUCAUGGGAGAGAGCCCAGAAGUGAGUGGGAAGUGUGUGGUGGGCCUGGCCACCGACCCUCAUGUCAUGCGCCACUCUGGGAAAGUGCUCCUCAGUCCAGACCUGGCCCGUCUUUAUAAGUUCAAAGACGUGGAUGGGAGAAAAGUCUACAACUACGCUUCACUCUCCAAUAUCCUGAAGGAACUAAUGCCAAAAAUGUCUUUCCUUUUUCGCCUGAUACCUGGAUUUAUCACUAUUCCCAAGUGGGUCCUUGCUCUCUAUAGUAGCAAGUUUACUGUUUACAGAGCCCUUCAGCCUAUUUCCUAUAAAUCAGACAAAAAGACAUGAUAUGUACCACACAGUAUUUUGUACUUCUUUUGAUUGUUCAAUUAGAUUCUGACAUUUUCUUGAGUAAUGAGUUGCUUAAUUUUUUUAAAAAAAUAUUUGCUGUGAGUGUUUCUCAAAUCUGGAAAUCAUUUCAAUGAGGAAAGGAUUAGUUCUUGCCAAUAUAGACUAUUCAUUUCUCUUUUUUUAAUGUGCCUCCUCUCUUCAUAUUUGAACCACAAUGCAUAAUUUCCUCAAAAUUAUGUACUUAACUCCAGAUGAUUUGGGUAUACCUUUAACCAUUCAUGUAUUUCAGCUAUGACAUAACACAUUAUUCUGCUAUUAAA